Messenger RNA from Puntigrus tetrazona (Sumatra barb), 1723 nucleotides. RefSeq lists its product as uncharacterized. The record is from RefSeq and is a predicted model, not a curated record. The transcript is spliced from 2 exons. Lineage: Eukaryota; Metazoa; Chordata; Actinopteri; Cypriniformes; Cyprinidae. Bases 111 to 800 code for a protein of 229 amino acids.
CAUCACGUCUACUUCAGUGUUUGCCAGAGUCUUCCGCUUAUCUGAGCUUCUGCAGCAGGAAACAAACCGAGCCGUUAAAUAUAUGACGCUUUUCAAAGAGGUCCAGGACCAUGGUGGAGACAUUAAAUGAAUUGAUCCAUCUGAGGAACGCUGGCUUUGGUCGACCUUGGCCCAGGCACGGACUCAAACUCCUCUACUGGUUUGCCAAAGAUUGCGUUUCUUUUGAAAGCAACAGCAUGCUCUCUGAAUGUGACCCAGCCGAGGGAGACUUCGGUUUCCACUAUUUUGAGAACAGGUAUGACCAACGAGGGAAUAAACUUCUCCCAGAAACACAUUUUCCUUACUAUGUUGUUGGCAAUCUGAAUUCACCAGGAGCCGAAGACCUUCCCGAUUACGUCUCAGAAGACAAGCACAGAAGCAACUCAGACCGUGUCAUUGUCAGUCUUGACGAGGAGUGGUUUGAUAGAGUUUAUGUGACUCAACACAACGGCCGUUCAAACUACGACCCGCACGCCACCUACCGGAUCUCCAAAGGACUUCUCAUGAUCGUCAGGAGGAUGAGUUUGGAGGACUUUCUGGUGGAGAUGGGUUAUUAUACACACACAGAGCCCGUCAUCAGCUACGGUCCUCCAACUUCAGAGGCAAGCAGUCUAGAUUACACGGUGGUCACCAUAUCGUCCGGCGAUUCAUCUGACAGCAAGUGCAUUGUCCAGUUAGGUGACGACAAGUCUGCUCAAAACAAGUCGGAGAAAUCACAUGCAACUUUGGGAUUGUGGGAAAGACUGUGCACCAUACUUUAAAACCGUUCUAGGGAUUUUGUUUGGACUCAGUGGUGGAUAUAUUUCUCUCUGCCAAGCCUACAUUGACGGAUGCAAAUAGUAAAAGAAGUCAUAACUAAGACAUGAGUUCAGCAUGUGGAUAUCACACAUUCAAUUUGCUAAUGAACGAGAGCUUUAACAAAAAAAGUCAAAUAAAAUAGAAGAUAAACCAAUCAUCUCUUUCUUUGCAGGACCAUUUUGGCUGCAUUAUGCAAAUUUUACAACAUUUGCAUAGUGUUUUGGCCCAGUCUAGACCAGCCUUCUAUUUUAGAUAGAAUAAAUCCUUUUGUGGGUGACUUUGAUCUUUGUAACACUGCAGAUCUUAUACGAAAUAUAUAGUUCCAGACCUGUAUGAAUUUUCAUUGUUCUGGCAAACAGAAAGGGAGAUAUUUUGGAAGUUUAUAAGCUGGAACUAUUGAUUUCCAUAGUAGAAAGAAAUACUGUAAUUUCUGCCACCACUAGGGUCCACUGCUGCUUCCUUCAGUGAAGGUCGAUACCCAUGCUGCCACCACCUUUAGUUCUAACCCGGUCACACUAAUACACUCGACACGAGAAUUACAAACAAUUGCAUGCUUUAUUAACAAUGAUAGCAGCCGUGUGGCCUUGUCUCAGUCGAACUAAACCGUGAAAACGUUUAAAAGAGAACCGGAUACUCAUUCCAAACAAUAAAUGAUGUGAAGUUUCACACACGUGGUUAGAAACUCCAGAAAUCACUAUUAUAAUAAACCAGCAUGGACAAUCUCUCAUAUCCGGAGAGUUAAUGGUGACCCAAAACAGCCUGCUCACAAACUUUCUUCAAAAUAUGUAUAUUUUUUCUUUUGUUUUUUUUUUUCUUUUGGGGUAAACUAUUCCUUUAAGUAGCCGUUCGUGUUAACAUUUGGAUCCAGCAGACUUCAGCGUUGAAC